This is a messenger RNA of Laccaria bicolor S238N-H82, 693 nucleotides long. RefSeq lists its product as uncharacterized. The record is from RefSeq and is a predicted model, not a curated record. Lineage: Eukaryota; Fungi; Basidiomycota; Agaricomycetes; Agaricales; Hydnangiaceae. Bases 1 to 693 code for a protein of 230 amino acids. The transcript has 3 exons.
AUGUCUACCACAUCCGUUUACAACGAGCGCGAUUUCGAAGCGAAAACGACGAAACAACUAGCUCAGUUUUACAUUCUGGGUCAAACUGCCCUCCACAUAUUCCAAUCUCGUUUUGAUCCUGAGACGCUCCAGAACCACAAUGCCCGAUUGCCUCACUACACGAUGGCAGAACAAACAUGGCACCAACAUCCUGAGGUAAACCCGGUCGACUAUCCGGUGUCACUCACUUCACAAGCGGUCGCUGGCUUUUACAAGAAAUGCACUGACCUGCUGGAGAAGGCCGGAGAAGAAUCUACUGCGAUCCAUUAUGAUCUUCCUGACUUUGCCCUGCCAGGCUCAUCUAGCAACGGUGCACAAUUCAUACACACAAUAACAGCAGAUCAUGAUAGAGGGAUGUCGAGUCGCAUUGCUCGAGCGGCGGCAAAGUUGGCUGAGGAGACCUUGAAAGCUUCACAAAUGCAAACGGCCAUCACCCAAGACGCGAAUCGCAAGGUUUGUCUUGGGGACAGACUUCGGUUUCGAGAUAACAACGGGAUCAUCCACACUGUCUACAUUAAAGACAAAGGUUCAACUCAAUUGAGAGGACAAUUCUACAUUGUCACCACCAUCCUUGACCGCGAAGCUGAUGAUGGCAACAAGGACUGGGAAGUCUCAGCUGAGGAAAUGGCGGACUGGGUUCUCGCGGCGUGUUAA